CCCGAACCGACGACGACGACAGAUAGCUAGUAGACUGGCACUUGCCACUCCAAGUUCGGACUAGCGUCAGACUAGUGCAGACACCAAUCACCGACCGACCAAAACCCUAAACAUCGCGCGACGACGGUUUCCCUUCUAACCUCAAAGUCGAAACGCGCGCGCUACGACGUCCUGCGAAACAUAACCUCAAACGAAAAACGAAAUCCGAGUGCCCGCCGGUAAUUGGUGAUCCCCGAGCAACGGUCCAUUUCACCCCGUAACAAACGCGCGCUCGUGUAUGUGUGUUUUGUUGUGAAAGCGCCUGCAAGGUAGGCAAACCCCAAAACACACCUUCGUGCGUGACGUGACACAGGCCAUUAAACGGUGGAACAGGGAGGGGGGAGUAAAGAAGUGAUAACGUAGUGCUCCGGAAACGGAAGGGAAAGAAGAACGGAUAACCUAUCAACACCACCCCCGGCGACAACGACAACAACAUCAUCAACGAACGUCAAACGUGUAAAUUUAACACAUUUCAUCUCUUAUAUCGUGGCCAGCGUGGGCGCCAUGGACGUGAUCAACUGCUUGGCGUACGUGUCCAACCAGCUGACGGGCAAUGGGAAUCCACCGGCCGUGGAUGCCGAUCUCGAGAAUUAUCGCCGGCUGUUGCGGGAGCAGAUCGAUGUGGCACCCAAGGAAAAGAUCGGCGGAGUAACGUACGCGCAGGACGGCGUGGUGUACAAGGAUGGGUACCGCGUGGAAAAGUUCGACGACGAUCGGCUCGAUCAGCUGAACGUGAAGAUCCGGGAGCUGGAGCAACGUAGUCAGGAGAAGGAUCAGAAGCUGGAUCUGCUGAACGUGAAGCUGGACGAGCUGGAACGAAGGUCCGUGGAGCGCGAGAUCGAGAUUGAAGGGCUGCGAUCGCGAUCGGUUAGUCGAGCGGGAAGUCAAGAACCGACGACGUCCCGAGGUGUCCCGUCUAUAGUGUUGGGCGAGCAGCAGUCCGAUACCCGGUACGGAUCGAACCGGUUCCGACCAAUUCACCGCGAGGAUGACUCACGAAAAACAAUUAAGAAGCGCUCCGUUACGUCGAACGUGUCCGAAGAUCGCACCGACGAGCUGGAUCUGCUCUCCCAAAUGGAAGAAGAGGAAGCGAAAAAGAUGGAGGAUUACGUACCGCUGGUGUACAACCGGGACGAGUACUUGUCCGAGGGAAACAAGCGGCACAAGAUCAGUCCAAUACAGGAGUUGUGCCAGAUGCACGAAGACGAGCACCGCCACCGGAUCAUGGAGCACUCGCCUGAGCCGAACUUUGGAGCGAACAUUUCUAAACCCUGGGGAGACAUCCAGCUGGAGGAGACGAAGAAACACGAAAAGCUCGCUCCGCAAGCGGUACAUGACAUCAAAGAGGAAACUCGAGAAAGCGAUGAAAGUGAUGAUCUGGCGAAAAGCAUGGAAGAAACUAAACAGUGGCUGAAAAGCCCACGGAACACCUUCCCGGAUGUGUCAACGUCCAACCAGGACCUGCUGAGUCCAGGUGUCUAUGUACCGACGGGCGUACGAUCUCGAUCGGAGAGUCCAGAAGAAGAACAUCCCACGUUGAAGCGUACCCGCAAGAAGAGUGACCUUACCGCGCUACUACUGGAGGAAGAACGCCGCGCCGAAGCAUUCUCCGGAGUGAUCAUACAAACCGAGGAAUCAGACUCCGAAGGCGGUCGGCGUACGGAGUUCCUGCAGUCCAAAUCGCCUUCCCCGUUCGUUGGUCCCUUCAUAGAGAACGAACGCUACCAACAGUCAACUGGUCAGCUGAUCGCGCUGGUUCUCGAGCCGGAAGAACAAUCAGUCUCGCCAGAGCACAAGCGGAAGAAGAGAAACCUUACAGCUGCGCAGCUGGAGGAAGAACGUCGCGCCGAAGCAUUCUAUGGAGUGACCGUACCGUCUGACGAGUCGGAUUCAGAAGGUGUUAAUCGCACGGAAUUCGUUCGUUCGAAAUCUGCAACGCCGAACUUUAGUACUUGCGUAGAAAAAGAACGCUUCCAACAGUCAGCUGGUCAGCUGACCCCGCUGUUGACCGAUUCGGAAGUGCAAUCUGUCUCGCAAGAACACCAGCGGAAGAAGCGGGACCUUUCAGAUAUGCAACUGGAAGAUGAACGGUGCACUGAAGCUGAAUCUCCAACGACCAACGUUGAUAACCAGGAAACCAUGCAUCCGGAGGAACGAUCAAUCUCCCAAGAGUACCAACAGCUUUCAUCGACUUCGCUCCCGCUAUCCCCGUCCAGGGAUGCCACCAUUUCCCCCGCUCCGAUAGCCUCCUCCGGUUCCCCUGCCUCUCCCGUUUCGUCGAUCGUAGACGAAUCCGUCAAAGACGGCCUCCCAUAUUACCAGUCCGGUGACGAUCGGUCUGUCUCGUCCUCCUCGGCUGCCGGCGGAAGCGUUUCCGCUGCUGCCCCCGUUGAAUCCGAAGAAAAUGUAAGUAGGGCUGGUAGUGUUUCUCUUGCUUCUUCCACCGGCCGCUCCGCUAGUCUAGACUUGCAUGUUGACCUGGCCGUACCACCACGAACCCCGUCACCAACAACACAUACCGGUCUUGCCGUUGCUGGUGGUGGUGGUGGAGCUGCUGGUGCCGGCCGGCAAAGCCCCAAGAGUCCGUCCGUAGAGGAUACCCGACCUCCGUCCAGCAGACGCUUCCGGAUGCGUACACGCAAGGUUCGCAGCGUAACUCCGAUCGACUUCAAUCAGACCUUUAUGGACGACUUUACCGAGCAGCGGAUCAGCGUUUCCCCGUCGGAGCUGGAGGACUACAUCAACAGCUUGGACGAGAUCAAGAUCGAUCCACCGAAGCCUGUUACGCCGAACUUUUUUCUUCCGACCACUCCGAUGACUUCCGGAGUUCCGAGCUUGAUUGUGACCGACGACAAGGGAGAGGAUGCACGGUUCCAUGAUUCAUUAUCAACGAAAGCGUUCUAUGGUGAUCAUACCGUGGAUCUGACGAGGGUUCUGAACCACCGCGUUAGCUACGUGGAAUGGAUGAAGAAGUUUCCAGAGAGCAUGACUAGUCACUUGGAGUUAGAAGACUACGAUAGUGAUGAUGAAGAAGUGGAAAGUAUCAUCAACGGUGCACAGAUGGAUGCGCCCGAGCUUCCGGAACCUAAGGACAGUCCCAAGUUUCCGGUUGAUAUUACCGCUUACGAUACCCCGUCUCCGGAACCACAACGAGAUCUACUGGCUAGUCCGGAGAUUCCUCCGGGUAAAUCCCCCGAAGUGCACACUGAAUUUCCGUUGAACGUAGUCCCAGCGUACGCCACACCCUCCCCAGUAUCUCAGCUAUCGGAAGUUUCCGAAUCCGAAUCUGCCCCCGAGCUCUCUUCCAUGGCCCUAGGAUCACCACUGCUGAACUCCACAGCUUCACCCAGAAACACUCACUUCACUCCGAUCACAUCUCCGCUCUCCUCACUCAAAUCCCCAACACCCGAUCCACACUCCCUAUCUCCACACUCCAUCCCCCGACUGUACAUCCCAUCCCCAUCCGUGUCCCCAAUCCCGAUGGACAUGACCCCCGAAGAAGCGAUCUUCGACAUCGGACACCUCGACGGGCUGAUCUUCGAAACCAAGAGCCGUUCACCAACGCCUCAGGUACAGCCUCAGUCGCUGUGUCCCCUCUCGCCAGAAGAACUGGCCUACGACAUCGGCAACCUCGGCGGACUGAUCCUGGGACCGCCGAGCCGGUCCACCUCGCCCCUUCCGCCGUCGCCAACACCGGGAUCGCUACAAGCGCCCUUCGCUAGCAGUAGUGGUAGCGCACGAAACACGAAACCAACCGACACGAAACCAGAACAGUCCUGAACAACGCCUGGAUUUGAGCAACACACGCAACACCACCGAUUCCGAUACAAGUUUUUACUCACGCUUUGAGUUUUUAGUUUCUAGUUUGUACUUACUUUACUCUUUUGAUACUUAACCUCAAUCCAGAGCAAACACACACCAAAACACAUACAAUGUUGUCAAUAAAUCGUUUCUGGUCAUCCAUCGUAA
This is a messenger RNA of Culex pipiens pallens (northern house mosquito), 4008 nucleotides long. It is a transcript of the gene Lmpt, whose product is annotated as four and a half LIM domains protein 2. The transcript has 4 exons. The record is from RefSeq and is a predicted model, not a curated record. Lineage: Eukaryota; Metazoa; Arthropoda; Insecta; Diptera; Culicidae. Bases 544 to 3819 code for a protein of 1091 amino acids. Gene Ontology annotation, molecular function: zinc ion binding; transcription coregulator activity. Gene Ontology annotation, cellular component: Z disc; nucleus.